Molecule: messenger RNA, 2313 nt
Organism: Trichomonas vaginalis G3
Lineage: Eukaryota; Parabasalia; Trichomonadida; Trichomonadidae
Product: vacuolar protein sorting VPSs16 family
Exons: 1
Coding region: 1-2313 (770 amino acids)
Biological process (GO): intracellular protein transport; vacuole fusion, non-autophagic; endosomal transport
Cellular component (GO): lysosomal membrane; endosome; cytoplasm
Molecular function (GO): actin binding
Source: RefSeq, a predicted model, not a curated record
AUGAAAAAUUCAGAUGAUUUCAUCUCGAAAAUUCAAAAUGAUCUGAAUUGCCAACAUUAUAUAUCCGAAUGCGAUACUGGUUUUAUAUCGAAUGAUAAAUCGUUGCUGACUCCUUGCUAUUUCGGAGGACCGAUUUUAAAAAGAUUAAAUGAUGCCAGUAAAGUAUUUCAAUUCUAUUCAAAUGCAGGUUUACAGAUUGGAUCACCCUUCACAUAUCGAAAUGCAUUUGAUAUCCACACCAUUUAUAUUUUUCCAGAUUGCACUGUUGGCUUUCUACAUAAAGAUUCAACACUCGUUAUAGUAAAAGCAUCAGGUAUGAUUGAAACUGUAUUUUCUCCCAUUGCUGAUGUGGUUUCUUCUCAGUCUUCUUAUUUAGGAUUAACUUUUUUGACGAAAAAUGGCUUAAUUAUAUUCGUAAAUGCCUUCAAAAAGUCAGUAGAUAUUACAAUCUCCGUAGAUCCGACAAUUACUCCCGUUAAUGUUGCAUUACACUCCUUAACAAACGAAACAUUUAUAAUUGUCAGCGAUGACCAUAAUAUUUACUUGAAAUCAAGAACAAACCUUCAAUACCUAGCCGGAUUAGAUAGUCUACCGCAAAAAUUAUAUGUCCCUAUUGAUGGAAAAAUCGGAAUUGCAGUUAUUUCAACUGUUGGAGUCGUUUUUCCCAUUGAUUCCUCAAUACAAGACCACAUCCCAUUCGUAUCAUUGGAAGAAUGCGAAAUUGCUGGCUGGUGUGAUGAUAUUUUCGUUUCUUUUUCAAAUUCAGAAAUUUCAAUUUUUUCGAAUUUUAAUUACAUACAGACAGUUCGCUUUGACGAUCUGAGAUAUGCUUUUUCAGACUAUAAAACAAUAAGAGUUUUAACUUCGCAAGGUUUAUACGUAAUUGUUCCAGAAAUAAAAGAAAUUACAGAUUUCAAAUCGAGUCCAGAGCGUGAUACUAUAAACUUGCUCAUAAAUUCAUACAAAUUAUACGAAAAUAAAUCAAUAGAAUGCUUAUUUAAUACAGAAAAUCUCGAUUAUUCGGAUGUCGUUGAAAAAAUGGUCAGAAUUGCACCUUACAUACUCGAUUUCGAUAUACAACGUACGAUAAUGAAUACUUCUUCGUUUGUAAGAUCUUCUACGAACUCAUUUAGUUUGAAUUUUUCAAAUUUUGCUGAAAUUAUCAAAAAUAUUAAAUUUAUUAACACCAUGUUCCUAGAGAGAAAGAUUUCGUUUACUACAACCCCUUACAUGGUUUCUUUUUUGGAAAAUAAUUUAUUUACAGAUUUUUACACUUUUUCAGUCGAACGACUCUGCAACUUGCUCUUAUAUAACGAGGCUGCUCGUUUAAGUGACUUUUACGGCAUGAGCGAGGCAAUUGUUUCCGAAAAAUGGGCUGUUGACUAUUUAUCACUAAAAGGCCAAGAUUCUAUCAAUUUUGUCAUCAACAGACUCAAAAGUAUCCCGAAUGUCAACUACCGAGAAAUCGCCGAUAAUUGUCUAAAGAGGAACUUCCCCUCUUCAGCUGUCACUUUUGCGAAUCAACUUACCUGUGUAAAAGACCGCGUCCAAUUUCUUUUGCCGCUGAGUUUGAAGGAGAGUAUAGACUCCUCAAUUAAUAAUCUCGAUGGUUCUUCAAUAGUUUCGGUUUGGAAGAAGACAGGACAAGAAUUAUCACAAAUGAGAGAUACAAUAUUGUAUUGCAAGUGGAUGAACACUAAAUUACCACUUGAAUUUAAUGAAUUUGCAACUUACAUAUAUGUUUUCUUUGAACAAAACAUGAAAAGAACUAAAUCAUACGGAAAUGACACAAAAGUUCUAGAAGCUGGACUUGCUGCUAUUCCAGAGAAUGAUGUAUACUACAAGCAAGCAUGCCAUAGCCAGAUUGCUCUUAAUAUAAUGCUUGAUAAAAAGAAAUCUGACAAAUCUUCGCUUUCUUUCACUAAAUCUCCAAGGCAGUACAUGAAAGAAGCUGUUAUAAACAACGAUGAAGAGAUGUUUAAGAAGAUCAAAGACAAAUACCACUUCUCAGACCAGAUGUCAUCAGUAAUCAGACUCCAGGCACUGGCUUCCAACGAAAUGUGGUCGCAGUUUGAUAAUGCGACUCGUUCUGAGCCUCCAUGUGGCUGGAUGACUGUUUGCGACAUUGUUUUCGCUGCAGGAAACUUUGAAAAAGCGAAAAACUUUGUCAGAAUGGCCCCAACAUCCCAACAGAAACUCGCAAUGUGCGAUAAACUGAAGAUGUGGACUGAAGCAAGGAUUAUGUGUGAGGAAUUGAAACUUAACGAAUUAACGGAGAAAUAUAGAAAUUUAGAACUCGCUUCUCACUUGUAA